AUGUCUGACAUGGAUGAUGAUGAUUUUGCGGGCAAUGAUGAUUUUGAAUUAUCUUAUACCGAUGAUAGUGAACAACCGGAUGUUGAUUUAGAAAAUCAAUAUUAUAAUUCAAAAGCUCUUAAAGAAGAUGAUCCAUUGGCCGCAAUUGAAAGUUUUAAAAAAGUAUUACAAUUACAAAAAUCUGGUGAGAAAGGUGAUUGGGGUUUUAAAGCAUUAAAACAAAUGAUUAAAAUACAUUUUAAAUUACAAAAUUAUACAGAAAUGAUGUUAGCAUAUAAAGAAUUGUUAACAUAUAUUAAAUCGGCUGUCACACGUAAUUAUAGUGAAAAAUCAAUCAAUUCUAUUUUGGAUUAUAUUUCAACAUCAAAACAAAUGAAUUUAUUACAAGAAUUUUAUGAAACAACUCUUGGAGCAUUAAAGGAAACAAAAAAUGAACGUUUAUGGUUCAAAACAAAUUUAAAAUUAGGAAAAUUAUAUGAAGAUUUACAAGAUUAUGGUAAAUUACAAAAAAUUCUCAAAGAAUUACAUAAAUCAUGUCAAACACCAGAAGGUAUGAAAAAAGGUUUUAUUAAUACACCACAUCAUUGGCUAGCCGUUGGAGAUGUUAGCUUGAUUUAG
This is a messenger RNA of Didymodactylos carnosus, 618 nucleotides long. NCBI's taxonomy places the organism in Eukaryota, Metazoa, Rotifera, Eurotatoria, Philodinida, Philodinidae. The record is from the annotation of a GenBank genome assembly.